Messenger RNA from Dreissena polymorpha, 3342 nucleotides. Its product is annotated as coiled-coil domain-containing protein 146-like. NCBI's taxonomy places the organism in Eukaryota, Metazoa, Mollusca, Bivalvia, Myida, Dreissenidae. The record is from RefSeq and is a predicted model, not a curated record. Bases 158 to 3031 code for a protein of 957 amino acids. Gene Ontology annotation, cellular component: cytoskeleton. The transcript is spliced from 20 exons.
AUGCGCAUGCGCAAAUUCAUAGCAACAGUUUCCGUGUUUACAUUCAUGGCGGAUAUUCAUGAAAAUUUAAUGAAGAUAAUGAUUAGCUCGUAAAUGAGAGGUUUCUUGCACGCAACAAAAAGAAAAGCUGCUAAGACAUUCGUAAAGGUCCACAGCAAUGAGUGACAGGGAUACCCCCGGGGUGGAUGGGGGUCCUGGAGAGGCGGAGGACCCCCUGAAGUAUGCAGCCCCAAUCUCUGCCGUACCUCCCAAGGUCAUCCACCAGGAGGAGAGUCAGGUGGAGGUGUCUGCUAGCCCAGCAUUCCAGUGUCUUGAUGAGAUGUUCCAUGAAGGAAAACUUACUGGGACUAAAGUUGCAUUUUUGAAAUCAAAGUAUACAGAACUUCAUGAAAUGCUUAAAGGCACUAGGGAGAGUGAGACAAAUCUUCUCAGGCAGGCUAAAGAUUUCUCAACAGAGCUAGAAAGGCAGAGAUCUGAACUAGAAAAAGCAGAUAACUUCCCCGAUAGUUCCAACACAGAGGUUUCUAAAAUGAGAGAACAGCUUCUGAAGUACAACAAUGAUCUGAAACAGGCACAAGAACGUCAGUAUCAGCUGGAGUAUCAGAUAGAAAUUUCAACUGAGGAAAAGAAGCUUAUGGAUAGGGAGUAUGCAAGAAUGCCUAAAUCAGGGGAGAUAGAGAAAAAGAUCAAGGAGCUGCAGCAGGCCUGUGAUGAGAUGAAGAAGGAGAUUGUACAGAGGCAGCUGGAGGUGAAGACUCUCAAGGAAGACCUGGAGGCCUCCAAUAGGCAGGUCAAAAAGGACCAUGUGGAGUACGAGAAACUGCAGGAAAAACUGGAGAAUCUCAAGGGUGAUCUUGUCCAAGUCAACAAUGUUCCAAAUCAGAUAGCAAAGGAAGCUGAUAAACUGAACAGAAAAAACAAUGAAUUGCUAACUCAGUUGGCAGAGUUUGAUUAUGAAAGCAAAGGGCUUAAAGCUGAAAAGACUGCAUUGGAGAUGAAGGUAAAAGAACUGCAGGAUGAAAAGUAUGAAACAGACAAUGAAGUUGAAAGACAGAAACAAGCUCUGAAUGACAAAGAUCGUGAGUUGGAACAAAUACAGAAGGAUUUUAAUUAUGCUAAGGACAAAGAUGCUGUUUUGAUGGGAGACAGGGCAACACUUGACCUCAACUUGCGGCAUAUUCACCUGGAAAAGAAGAACGCGCACGAUGUUCAUUCAAGAAAAAUGCGAGAAAAGGAUAAGGAUUUGAGAAAUUUGAAAAAAGCAGAGCUUCAUUUGAGAGUUGCAGAGGAAAACCUAAAUCAUUCCAAACUCAUUCAUGAGAAAAUCAAAUCUCAAGUUGAUUCAUUACCCAAAGAUGAUGGCACUGCAGCGAAAAAGAGGGAAGAACUUCAAAAGGAAGUGGACCAAACAAAAAGAGCUCUUGCUCAACAGAACUCUCUGACGGCCGUGGAGCAUGUAAGGCUGGAAGCGAGUGCUGCAGAGGAACAGAAUCUGCUCUAUGAACAGUCUGACCUGCGCAUUGAAGUUGUGGAGCUCACGAGGCUGGCUGCCAUAAAGGCAGAUGAAAGAGAACAGAAGGCGCGUGAUUUCAUGCGUGCUGAGAUGAGGUACCACAAGGCUGUAGAAGAUCUGAAAACUAAACAGCUUCUUAUUCAAGAUCAUGAAAAGAAAUAUAAAGAAAUGCAAAUAAAAUUAAAAGACUUUGCGAAGCUGUAUGACGUGAUCAAGAACGAGCGUAACAAGUGCGUGAACUUGAUCCAGACGAGCACCCAGAAGGCAGCAGAGAUGCGAGAGAAGAUCAAGAUCCUACAGAACGAGAUUGAGAUUCUACGCACAGCUGUCACACAGAAAGACAGACACCUACAAAAACAGCGAUUAAAACACAUGAACAGUGUUGUAAUAAGGGACAGCCUUAGAAACGAGGUUGCUAAGCAACAGAGAAUUGAAGAAGAGAUGCAAGCGAAGCGGUCCCAGCAGAAGAUGGACAUUGGCAAGCUGAACAUGAUGAUCAACUCUGCAGAGGAGCAGAUGACCAAGCUGAGGAAUAGAUACGAGAAGGCCAUCACACAUAGGAAUGAGAGAGGCAUCAAAUUGAUUGAACGAAAUGAGGAAGUCUGCAUUUUCUAUGAGAAAGUUAAUAUCCAAGACCAGAUGAUCCGUAACGGUACAGUAGAGCUGCAGGCUCGGGAGGAGGAGAUACGCUUCCUCAAGAUGCAGAUGAACGAGGAGAAGAGGUUCACCUCUGUUUUGUAUGCACAGCUGCCCAACAAAGUUAGCUACGAGCAGGAACUAGUCACACUGCAGAUCCAGCUGCAGCAAUGUCAAGACCGGAUGUUGGAGCUAGAGAAGGAGAUAGAGAACCCAUACGAUGAAAAACGGGUUCGCUACCUGGAGGGCAAGGAUCUGCCACCGGCGGAAAUGCAUGAGAAAAUUGAAGAUUUGGAGACGCGUCUAUCGGAGAAGGAGGAAACGUUGCUGGAAAAGGACCUGAUAUUUGAGCAGGUCACUCGCCUGGUAGGACGUGUGCGCAACAAGGCAAUGACUGGCAAAGACGACACCCUAGACCUGGCUAAGAAGGUGAAUGAGUUACAAGCGAAGAUAAAGGACACGACCCGAAAGAUGAUGGCGAUGGUAUCAGAGGUGUCCAUGAACCAGGCCAAUGCGAUGAAGCUCCAGCAGGGUCUCAAGGAGAAGGAGUCUGAGUUGGAGCAGUGCUACAUCCGCAUGGAGAAGGGAGAACCUCCCAGUGAGGACAUAGAGAGAGCCUGGCUUAAGCUGCUCAGAGACGAGGAGCGCAAGGUGCUUGAAAUGGAGGAGAAGAGAUUGAUUGAGGAGGAAGAAGAGCAGUACCAGACUUCAGGUGGUGUCACCACGACUGCAGAACCCAGACCAAACGCCUACAUUCCUGAUGAUGACAGUGAACUGCCUAUCCCCAGACCGUACGGCAAACACGCACCAUUCAAACCAAAUGAACCAGGAUCCACUAUGCGACAUAUUCGGAAACCAGUGCCUAAGCCUAUUGAGAUAUAAUGUUUGUGGUAUGCUGUAUUUUGUGGAAGUGCGUUUCUGUUGGAUUUCGGGAGAAAAUGGAAAUGAAACUUUUGUGAUGUUUCUGGAUUUGUGCUUUAGAAAACUGCAUAGGUGUUGAAGCCAUCUGUCGAUUAGAAAAGCUUUCAUUGGAGGAAUAAUUUUUUACAAAUGAUCAAGGAAACAUGGCAGUCUGGCUUGAAAAUCUAUUUACACUCUACAUUAUUGAGUCUCUAAAUGUUUGUUAUAAAAAUGCAAAACUGUGAUUAAGAUAUUAUUACGUAUACUAUUUUGAUAUAAAAUAAGAAAUUAUU